AUGGGCGUUGCUUGUUCAGGGAGUAAGAGGAAUGAACAGUUAUUAUUGCAUGUUGAUGUAUACAUAUGGAAGGAAAAGGAAAAGAAAUACCAUCUUUAUGAUUACUCUAGUCAUGAUUCACAUUAUUAGUAAUUGUAGCUGAUUUAAGAUACGAAAUUGUGCAAGUAUGGAGAAAACAUUCUGGCUGUUCAACCAAAUUAAACAAUAGAGGGAGCCUAAGAGUUAUUUGUGAUUAAGGAGAAGGUUUUGAGACCCAUUACGGAAAUCUGGUCAAUAAUUAGGAAUGAUCAAGUAAAUGGAGUUCCAGUUACGAAUAGAGUCUAACUAUUUCCUGGAUAAACCAUACGACUGGGUCGGGUGAAGAUCAUACUGUGGGAAGCCUGCUUCAAUUAGGCGAUGGCUACGGAGGAGAGCGAGAAGGAGAAGGACGAAGAUGCCAAUGGGUUGGAUGACAGUGACAACUGCAAUGCUGAAAACUCAUGUAGGAUCUGCAUGAGUAAAGUAGGAACAAUUUAAAACCCACUGAUAAACCCAUGUCAAUGUUCUGGGUCUGUCAAAUACAUACACAUCAAAUGUCUCCAAUAGUGGAUCCACAACAAAUUCAAGAUCAGAGAACUCAACAAUAUUGUCCUGUAUUUUUGGUCCAAUCUAAUCUGUGAAAUUUGCAAGGAGCAAUACAAAUUGGAGUACAAGUUUAAGAAUAGGAAGUAUCAUUUGAUUGACAUUCCGAGACCGAAGGAGGCAUAUUUUAUAUUUUGGAUCAGUCACAUUGAUAAGAACAAAGAGAAAGGAUUAUAUGUGAUUAAUUUGAAUGGGAGAAGCAAUAUUAAGAUUGGGAGAGUGCAGGAGAACGACAUUAAAUUGCAGGAUAUCAGUGUGUCUAGAAACCAUGCACUGAUAACGUUUAAUAGAGACGAUGAAUCAAUCUUUUUAGAAGAUCUUGGCAGCAAAUUUGGUACUCUCUUACAAAUAGAUGAAUUGAGAUUGGAUACUAAAUCAAUAAUUUAAGUUGCAAAUUCAGUGUUUAUUUUUGACUACUUGAAAAAGAACCAGAAACACUAUGAAUUGCCUAGUUUCUACAAAGUAGUCGAAAAGGAAACACAACAACAGCCUUAAGAUUGUGGCGAAGAUGACGUCCUGGUCAAUGUAGAUAACAACAAGUAUUUAAGUGGAGACAACGAAGCCCCCUGA
Paramecium tetraurelia is the source of this 1191-nucleotide messenger RNA. RefSeq lists its product as uncharacterized. Gene Ontology annotation, molecular function: zinc ion binding; protein binding. The record is from RefSeq and is a predicted model, not a curated record. The transcript is spliced from 7 exons. Lineage: Eukaryota; Ciliophora; Oligohymenophorea; Peniculida; Parameciidae.